Messenger RNA from Hibiscus syriacus, 491 nucleotides. Its product is annotated as transcription initiation factor TFIID subunit 10. Gene Ontology annotation, biological process: transcription initiation at RNA polymerase II promoter. The transcript has 6 exons. Gene Ontology annotation, molecular function: RNA polymerase II general transcription initiation factor activity; promoter-specific chromatin binding. NCBI's taxonomy places the organism in Eukaryota, Viridiplantae, Streptophyta, Magnoliopsida, Malvales, Malvaceae. The record is from RefSeq and is a predicted model, not a curated record. Gene Ontology annotation, cellular component: nucleus; transcription factor TFIID complex; SAGA complex. Bases 72 to 482 code for a protein of 136 amino acids.
ACAACAUAGCAAAACACGAAGCAAUUCGUCAGGAAGAAGAAAAACUGAAAAGGGGCAAAGGGAAAUAGAGAAUGAAUCAUAACCAGCAAAGCAACGAUGGGAAGCACGAUGACGACUCUGCUCUCUCCGACUUCCUUGCCUCUCUUAUGGAUUACACUCCCACUAUACCUGACGAAUUGGUGGAACAUUACUUAGCCAAGAGUGGUUUUCAAUGUCCCGAUGUUCGAUUGAUAAGGCUUGUAGCUGUUGCUACGCAAAAGUUUGUUGCGGAUGUCGCAAGCGAUUCACUUCAGCAUUGCAAGGCAAGACAGGCCGCGGUAGUCAAGGACAAAAGGGACAAGCAGCAAAAGGAUAAACGCCUAAUCUUGACCAUGGACGAUCUCUCGAAGUCAUUACGUGAGUAUGGAGUGAAUGUGAAGCAGCAGGAGUAUUUUGCUGAUAGCCCAUCAACUGGAAUGGACCCUGCAUCUAGAGAUGAAUAGAGUUAGGAC